Arabidopsis lyrata subsp. lyrata is the source of this 1690-nucleotide messenger RNA. RefSeq names its product paired amphipathic helix protein Sin3-like 3. Gene Ontology annotation, molecular function: transcription corepressor activity. Gene Ontology annotation, cellular component: histone deacetylase complex; chromatin. Lineage: Eukaryota; Viridiplantae; Streptophyta; Magnoliopsida; Brassicales; Brassicaceae. The record is from RefSeq and is a predicted model, not a curated record. The transcript has 3 exons. Gene Ontology annotation, biological process: negative regulation of transcription by RNA polymerase II. The coding region runs from base 720 to 1358 and encodes 212 amino acids.
UAAGAAAAAUACAGUGUGCAUUAAUCUUCUCAAUUGGAUUGGACUAAAUAUUAAUCAUAAAAUAUAUUUUUCAUUAAAUAAAUUAUUAUCCUCGUCAUUUUUUUUAGUAUACAAAAGCUUUUAAAUUUUAGUUUUCCACACAUUACCAAAACAUUUUAUGUUUGAUACCCAUAAUAAUAAUAUACACGUACGUGAUCUUCGACGCGGGAAAAUCUAAACUAAGAAAGAUAUGGAUUGAUACAAAUAUCAAAUAAUAUCAACUACUAUACUAUAUAUAACAAACCCUUCGUCGCACGUUAUAGUUUUAUCUCUUGCUUCGUUAUCGUGAGGUGCUAGGGAGACGAUUGUUCAGGAAGCCUUCUUCUUCUUCUCCAAAAUUUGGUAACUGUACGCAUCUGAUCUUCAUUUUUCUUUUAGUUGAGAAUGAGACUAAGACCUCUAAUCUAGUGUUUACAUUGGUUUGCUCUGUUUGAAUUGAAUGCUUCACAUGUGUAGUUUAUGUGCCAUGUCAUGUGGUCCUUUGGAAGAGCAAAUUAAUAUGGCUUAUGGAUUUUUCAAGGAUCCAAAAUGUUGAGAAAAUCCAAAUCGUAAUUAUAUUUUGAGAUGCUAUAAAACUUGAGGAAUGAGAUUUGUAUCUAAAGUCAUUUAAAAAGGAAAAGUAGUAAUCAACAAAAAUUCUCUUUCUUUAGAUACCAAAGGGGUUUAGUCAAUUUCAAACCAUGGUUGAAAGAAGAGUUCAAGUGGAGCCAAGUCUUAGUGAUGCGCAUUCAUAUAUCACUGCUGUGAAGGAAGCCUUUCAUGAUGAACCUACAAAAUAUGAAGAGUUUAUUAAACUCAUGAUUGAUAUUCGUGAUCAUACUGUUGAUAAAGCUACUGGCCUUUCAAAUAUGACUGAACUCAUUAAAGGGCACCCGAGGCUGCUUCGUGGUUUAAGUUUCUUCUUUCCACAGGUUAAGAGAUCCAUCUCUCCCAAGGCUAACAAUACCAUCCAUCAUGAGGCUAAUAGAACCAUCAUUCUCAAGGCUGAGGCAACCAACCCUCCCGAGGCUGAGCAUCGUGGUGCUAAGUCUAAAUAUACCAUAAGAAAACGUAUUGAGCAUGAUUGGGAAAAUUUUAUGAACAUGCUUAAGACAAGGUUUCGGAGCCUUGAUACUCAUGUAGUUGAGUCAUUUCUCAAGAUAAUGAUAAUGCAUAACGAAGGAAAAAAAUCGGAAAAGGAGGUGCAAGAGGAGGUAGAUUCUUUGUGGGCUAUUUUGCGUUGUCCUUUCACUUGUUUUUUUUUGUUGGUCCAAGCAAGCGUAAUAAGGGGAGAGGGAAAUAGGGACAUAAUUUUCUCAAUUCCAAUCGACUGGUUAUAAUAUAUCUUGCAGGUCGUUGAUCUUCUCUAUUAUCAUGAAGAUUUGAUCGACAAGUUUUUCAGAUACUUUAACAUGAGAAAAUAAUCUUCUAGCAUCAAGAUCUCUAACACUUUUAUAAGGAGAAGAAAAUGUAAACAGAGCUACGAGGGUUGAUCCAAAGGUGGUUUAGCUCAAGACCUACUCAUUAGAAGCUUCCGCUCUGUUUUUUAUUCCAAUAUUUGCUCACUUUCUUUGUUGGCUACUUGGCUUUAACCGUUCAUUUUGUUGUAAAUAACCCUUUUCUCAUCAAUUAAUUUCACAUUUCACCAAAAAAAAAGUAUAUGAACUUUCUU